UGCGAGUCGUUUCCUUUCCAUUAAUAUCUCUGUCUCUCUCUCGGCAUCCUAUAUAAGAAUAAUAAAUUCAGCUUAUCUUCACCCGUUACAAUUUUCUCAUCCAAGAAAAGCGAAGAAAAGGAAAGAAAAUCCCAAGGAAAUGGCAACUUUAGGAGGUAUUAAGGAAGUGGAGGGAUCGGCCAACAGUGUUGAGAUCGAUAACCUAGCUCGUUUCGCCGUCGAUGAUUACAACAAGAAACAGAAUGCGUUGCUGGAGUUUAAGAGAGUGGUGAGUACAAAGCAGCAGGUGGUGGCUGGGACCAUGUACUAUAUUACUUUGGAGGUAGCUGAUGGCGGUCAAACCAAAGUUUAUGAGGCCAAGGUCUGGGAAAAGCCAUGGUUGAAUUUUAAGGAGGUCCAGGAAUUCAAGCCAAUUGGGGUUGCCCCUUCAGACUCUACCGCUUAGGUGACUGAAGACAAUGUAUAUGCUACUGCGCUUGGAGUUGAUGCUCAAAAUAAAGAGUAAAGAAUAAUGUUGACAGUAUUUUAUUUCCCUUAUCUAACUGGAAUCGUCUAUAUGAAAUGGGUAUUUAUGAAUGGUUACAUCUAUCUUCUCUGUGA
Manihot esculenta (cassava) is the source of this 600-nucleotide messenger RNA. Its product is annotated as cysteine proteinase inhibitor. NCBI's taxonomy places the organism in Eukaryota, Viridiplantae, Streptophyta, Magnoliopsida, Malpighiales, Euphorbiaceae. Bases 140 to 445 code for a protein of 101 amino acids. The record is from RefSeq and is a predicted model, not a curated record. Gene Ontology annotation, molecular function: cysteine-type endopeptidase inhibitor activity. The transcript has 3 exons.